AUGGCCGAAUCAAGCUCCCACCAACAACAACCCGUUGCGUCGCCCUCCCCUCCCCCGCCAGCACCAAUUUCUCAAACCCCCGGCCUGCGCGCAUCACGUUUAACCCAAGUCUUCGACCAGGCGUUGGCCCGUACGCUGCGUGCAAACUCAUACGCAAACUUUGCGGGCUGUUUCCCCACGCCUGCGCGCCAUGUCCCGGCUAGUUUGGAGGGAGUCUGGCGACAGCUGAACGCAAAGCUGGAAGCGAAUGCCAAGGCGGAAUUUGAGGAGAUUAUCGCGGAAAGAGAUGCAAUUCCGCACUUGAACGAGCUAGAUCGGCUAGUUGGGGAUGCAAGGGUUAGGAAAGAACAGGGCGGCGAGAACCACGACAUACAGGAACGAGCAGUCCCGCAUACACUGGGCGCUGAAGAUCUGUACAAAGCGCAUCUUACGCCGUUCCUCCAGGAAGCGCAGUCGACCCUGAAUACCAGACUUGAGGCUACGAAUACAGAAAAUACGGAGCUGGCGCAGACUGUGCAGGCACAGAGACUGGAGAUCGAGCAGCUUUUAUCGCGCCUGGGAUUGGUUGUUUCGGAUAUUGAGGGUGCUGCCGCGGCGGCUACGCAGUUCAGCAAAGAGCAUCACAUUCGUCAGGACGCCGUUCAAAUGGACGAGGAAGUGCGUGCCCGUCCGGGUCUGUGA
Penicillium soppii is the source of this 681-nucleotide messenger RNA. Its product is annotated as PMF1/NNF1 family protein. The transcript has 2 exons. NCBI's taxonomy places the organism in Eukaryota, Fungi, Ascomycota, Eurotiomycetes, Eurotiales, Aspergillaceae. Gene Ontology annotation, cellular component: MIS12/MIND type complex. Gene Ontology annotation, biological process: chromosome segregation. Bases 1 to 681 code for a protein of 226 amino acids. The record is from RefSeq and is a predicted model, not a curated record.